AUGAAUAUAUAUACUGUAAUGUGUAUAACCGCUGAACAACAACGCCUCUAUAUCUCAUCCGCUAAAUUUGGCGGCACUAAACCCGCCAUUCUCAAGAUUUAGCACCAGAUUUUCUCCUCUCGCUCUAGAUUUCUUCAAUCACUUCAAGAUUUUCACAUACCCAUUUGCUAGGUUUCGUUGAUUUCGGUCGUUGAUGUAGCAAUAUGGAGAAGAGCUCUGGUACUUCGGCCUCUCUCUCUGACCUUUUGUGCCGAGAAGAUCAAUCUUUUUUGAAUGAAAACCAAGACGACACAGAGUAUAUACUGAGUAUGAACUCGAACCCAUGUUCAAUCUCUGAAGACGAUGAUGAGUAUAUACAGAGUUUGAUUCGAAGAGAGACGAGUCCUGAUUCAAGCAGCUAUGUUUCUUCAGCAGUCUUUAGCCAGAGCUGGUUGAAUCAUGCCCGCUUAGAUGCCAUCAAUUGGAUUCUCAAAUCAAGAGCAUUCUUUGGGUUUCAAUUCCGUACAGCUUAUCUAUCAGUGACAUACUUUGAUAUGGUUCUUUCAAGGAGAACAAUUCCUAAUGGAAAAUUAUGGGCAAUUCAAUUACUCUCAGUGGCAUGUUUGUCCUUGGCUGCAAAGAUAGAGGAGAACCGAGCACCGGCAUUGUCGGAAUAUCUUGUAGAUGAGUACAGUUUUGAGAGCUCUGGGAUUCAGCAAACUGAGUUGUUGGUUUUGUAUACAUUGAAAUGGAAAAUGAGUUCAAUGAUCACUCCUUUCGCUUACCUCCACUAUUUUUUCGCCAAGUUUGUCGGUGAGUCCUGGCCAAAAGAGUUGGUUUCUAGAGCUAAUGAAUUCAUUUGGGUAAUUGCAAAAGAUAUUAGCUUGGUGGAUAAUCAACCAUCUGUUAUUGCUGCAGCAGCAGUCUUGGCAGCUUAUGAUGGUCAAUUGACAAAAGAGAGAAUGGAGAUAAAGAUUGGUUUGAUACCAUCAUGGGGGUCUCAAGAAAAAGAACAUAUAGUUUCUUGUUAUAAAUCAGUGAUUUCCCCAAAUUUAUUGCCAACCCAUUCAAGCUCUACUGAUGUACUUGAAAACUCUACAAUCACCUCUGCUGCUGACACUAAGCGACGACGAAUACAGUGAAUCUCUGAUCAACAUAUCCCUUCACAAAAAAAAAAAAAAAAAAUGAAAAAGAAAA
This is a messenger RNA of Cornus florida, 1176 nucleotides long. RefSeq names its product cyclin-D5-1-like. Lineage: Eukaryota; Viridiplantae; Streptophyta; Magnoliopsida; Cornales; Cornaceae. Gene Ontology annotation, biological process: regulation of cyclin-dependent protein serine/threonine kinase activity; mitotic cell cycle phase transition. The record is from RefSeq and is a predicted model, not a curated record. Bases 204 to 1121 code for a protein of 305 amino acids. Gene Ontology annotation, molecular function: cyclin-dependent protein serine/threonine kinase regulator activity. Gene Ontology annotation, cellular component: nucleus; cyclin-dependent protein kinase holoenzyme complex; cytoplasm. The transcript is spliced from 5 exons.